AUGGCAGCGGGGCCGGAGCCGGGCCGCGAGUGCGGCAUCUGCUACGAGGCGUACUGGGGAGCGGGGGGCGGCCCGCAGCAGCUGCCCUGCCGCCACUCGCUGUGCCAGCGCUGCCUCCGCCGCCUCGUGUGCCGCGCCGCCGCCGCGCCCUUCGUCAGCUGCCCCUUCUGCAGGACGGUGACGCUGCUGCCCGAGCCGGGCCCGGCCUCAGCGGAGCCGGGCGAGCAGCGGCGGGAGAGCGGCGGCCGCGCCCCGCCGGGCCCCGCGCUGUGCCCGUCCCACGGCCCCGUGUUCGCCGUGAGCAGCUCCGUGUCCCCCUGCGGCCCCGAGGCCCCGCACGGCUUCGUGCUGGGGCUGCUGCUGGACACGCAGCCCCCGCCGGCCUCCAUGGAGAACCUGCGCCUCGGCUUCGCCGCCGGCAUCCUCGUGCUCAUCGUCUCCACCUUCUUCCUGCUCGUGUUCCUCAAGUAG
Molecule: messenger RNA, 471 nt
Organism: Oenanthe melanoleuca
Lineage: Eukaryota; Metazoa; Chordata; Aves; Passeriformes; Muscicapidae
Gene: RNF183
Product: ring finger protein 183
Exons: 1
Coding region: 1-471 (156 amino acids)
Biological process (GO): protein ubiquitination
Molecular function (GO): ubiquitin protein ligase activity
Source: RefSeq, a predicted model, not a curated record